Messenger RNA from Melampsora larici-populina 98AG31, 1875 nucleotides. Its product is annotated as family 13 glycoside hydrolase. The transcript is spliced from 18 exons. Gene Ontology annotation, molecular function: hydrolase activity, hydrolyzing O-glycosyl compounds; calcium ion binding. The coding region runs from base 16 to 1560 and encodes 514 amino acids. NCBI's taxonomy places the organism in Eukaryota, Fungi, Basidiomycota, Pucciniomycetes, Pucciniales, Melampsoraceae. The record is from RefSeq and is a predicted model, not a curated record. Gene Ontology annotation, biological process: carbohydrate metabolic process.
CAACACUUUGAGACCAUGGCCGAUAGAGCCAAUAACUUCUUCCAUCGUGAGCGACAUGGUGACGAACCACCAUCACACAAUUAUACAAUGAUCCAAGCAUUCGAAUGGCACUCUGAAGGAAAUGGGAAGCACUGGAAAUGGUUCAAAGAUCGUGUCAAACAUCUUGCUGAUUUAGGAAUCACUGCCGCUUGGUUACCUCCUCCAACAAAGGCUAGCUCUAUGGAAGGUAACGGGUAUGAUAUCUACGACCUCUUUGACUUGGGAGAAUUUCCAAACAAAGAGGACCCAAAAAAGACCAGAACUAAAUGGGGAACUAAAGAAGAGUUGGUUGACGCCGUUCGUCAAGCUCGUGAAUGCGGAGUCGCGGUAUAUAUAGAUGCUGUGCUGAAUCAUAAGGCGGGUGCUGACUUUUCUGAGACUUGCAAAGCCAAAGAGGUCAAUUCAAAUAACAGAAAUGAAGAAAUAUCCGAUGCGUACGAAAUUGAGGCGUGGACCGGGUUCAACUUUCCGCAACGUAAAGGAAAGUACAGUGAAUUUGAAUGGCAUUCUCAUCAUUUCACAGGUGUAGAUUAUGAUAAUAAGAACAAGAAGAAAGCGAUCUUCAAAAUAGAAGGAAAUGGGAAGGCGUGGGCAACAGAUGUUGAUGAAGAGAACGGAAACUUUGACUAUUUGAUGUUCUCGGAUCUCGAUCAUUCACAUCCAGAGGUUUCUGACGAAUGUAAGAAAUGGGGUAUAUGGAUCAUCAAGGAACUUGGAGCAGCCGGGUUCCGAUUUGAUGCUGUCAAACAUAUGGAUAGAGGAUUUGUGGCCGAUUUCAUUAAGCAUGUCAGACGUGAAGUUGGAAACCCUGAUCUAUUUGCUGUUGGUGAAUUCUGGAAGGACGACAUUGACACUAUCAGUGCCUAUCUUGAAGGACUGGAUGCGCAGUUUUCGGUUUUCGAUGCUCCUCUGCAUUACAAUUUCAAGAAAGCAUCAGACGAAGGAGAAAACUAUGAUAUUCGUCAGAUUUUCGAUGAUACGCUGGUUCAGUGCAGACCAGUUGAUGCUGUUACAAUGGUAGAUAACCAUGACACGCAACCUUAUGAGGCUCUGGAGUCGUGGGUUGGACCACAAUUCAAGCCUUUGGCGUACAGCAUCAUCUUGUUGCGCCCAGAUGGUUAUCCGUGUGUCUUUCUGGGGGAUCUCGAGGGGAUCAAAGGUGAACAUAAGUUUGAGCCGAUGUCUCAACUAGACGACUUGAUCCGUGCUCGUAAGCUUUUUGCAUAUGGCCCUAUGAAGGAUUAUUGGGACCAUGAGCGGUGUGCUGGAUGGGUCAGAGAUGGCGAUGAGCGUCAUGAUGGGUGUGCAGUUGUGAUCUCAAAUGGGGGAGAGGGCACCAAACGUAUGGAAGUAGGAAGGAAUCACUCGGGAGAAGAAUGGACAGAUUGCUUGGGUUGGCAUCCGGACACCAUUUGUAUCGGAGAAGAUGGUUGGGCAGAAUUCAAGUGUCCAGCUUCAUCAGUUUCUGUUUGGACUAAGAAGGAUGCGAAAGGAAGAGACGAGUAUAAAAGAAAGGCUUGAGUCUAAUCCCGAAGAAUUUUCAAGUGAUUGGUUGUGUGUCUUCAUUUGGUGUUCCAAAUGAUAGCAAACCUGCAUGAAAUUGUAGGAAAGCGUAUUGACGAGUAUUGAUUUGAAGUAUAGUUCUAGGAGGGUUUGUGCUCUUUUUAGUAUGUUGAUGUAAGCUCAACAAAGCCCUUCAUCAAAACAAACGCUCCUCAGAGCUACCAAAAGUCGCCACCUUUCUGCCGAUUGUCCUUGAGAACAGUCCAAAAUUUGAAACAAACGGCACUUUUAAAAGAGCUCCUCCAAUGACCACUCUUCCCACCUCCGGUAUUU